Fusarium oxysporum Fo47 is the source of this 587-nucleotide messenger RNA. RefSeq lists its product as uncharacterized. Lineage: Eukaryota; Fungi; Ascomycota; Sordariomycetes; Hypocreales; Nectriaceae. The transcript has a single exon. The record is from RefSeq and is a predicted model, not a curated record. Bases 147 to 452 code for a protein of 101 amino acids.
UCGCCUCACGCUAAGGGGGGCCAAAUUUGAUUCACUCUGAACGGCCCGUUCCGCAACACCACAUCAAAUCACAUUCCUGUGGGCAUCUCAGACAUCGACACGAACAGCGCAUUUUUGCAUUAGGCCAUGGCAGCACUAGCUUGCUGAUGAAACAGCAAAACCCUCUCAUCGUGACUCUGGCACGAGGAUCGGAACGCACAUCACCUGGAGACAGGUACUGUUCGGUUCUUCUGGUAUUAUACCUACCAAUCGACUGGUUUACAAUUGACUUUCACCCGUCAGAGUCCAGCCUACACUAUCCUCAGCGCGCAUUUGGUCUUAUUUCACUUCUGUCCUGUUAUUUGAUACCCACAACUAUUUGUAUCUUUGUGUGCAUUUGCAUUGGGUUAUUGCCCUAUCUAUUCAUCAUCAGACAUUGUACAAAAAUUUUGGCUUUUACGGUUAUGCUUUAGUUCUGCAUUGAACCGAGGUUAGGAAAAUAGAGAAAGGAGUUUGAUGUUAAGCCAAGGUGUCGGUUGCAUUUCUGGGCGCAGUUAAUAGAUGAUUUAUCACCAAGGUAGCAAGCAUGUUACUUUUUUAAAAACAAA